This is a messenger RNA of Porites lobata, 3509 nucleotides long. The record is from the annotation of a GenBank genome assembly. Lineage: Eukaryota; Metazoa; Cnidaria; Anthozoa; Scleractinia; Poritidae.
AUGGACAGAACUCUGCAGUUUGUGUUGCUUUUAUGCUUUUUGGCGCUUUGUAUUGCAGCGACAAAAGAGAACAAAUCAGGUAAAAAUGCAGCUAAUUCGGAUUCUGGGAACAGUGAUGACGAUGCUAAAGUAGAAGUUGUUCAUGAUGUGAAAGAGGAUUCGACGAAGGAGAAGAAAACCGCUGAUGAUCAGGAGACGAAAAAGAAGGCCUCUGAUGAGGACAAUAAAGGCAAAAACAGUGAAGAACAUGAUGAAUUGGACGACGACGACGAUGAUGAAGAUGACGAUGAAGACGAAGAUGAACACGAAGGUCACGAAGAUCAACACGAAGAAGAGGAAGAAGACGAAGAAGCAGAUCCGAACGCUAAGAUAGAAGUUCACGAUCUUUUUACCCCAGAAGACUGCACAAACAAAUCCAAAUCUGGUGAUCUUGUAGUGAUCCACUACAAGGGCUGGCUAGAUGAUGGAAGACUGUUCGAUACCACCAUUGACCCGGCCAAGGGAUACAUGCCUUUUGAAUUCAUGCUAGGAACGGGGACAGUUAUCAAAGGUUUUGAGAAGGGCGUCUUAGACAUGUGCAGAGGACAGAAGCGAAAGAUAGUCAUUCCUCCAUCGCUUGGUUAUGGAAAGAAAGGGGCUGGAGAAAUUCCCGGUAAGCAGUUUGAUUUUUAAGCUGUAGUUUCUUAUCCUCACAUAAAUUGCUAUUGUUUGUUGUCAAUUAAGUUUUCCGGGUAAACAAAUUAUUUUCUCCCGCGUGUAAAUAGGCAAAACCUUAUUCUGAGCACUGUUUUGGCUUGCAGUACUUUCAUUUUAAUUUCCUAAAACACCUCCGGUGAUAAAUUAAAAUAUUAAACGAUUUUCCAACCUUAGUCGACGUUCGUAUCAACUAACAUUUAACAGCAACAACCUCUUGAUUGUAUUUCGUUUCACUGAUUUUUUCUUUAUUUAAUACCUGAUAUCAAAUAAGAUGUAUUUAAUAACGUUUUGAAGUACGACGAUAUUGUUUUAAUUUCUAGUUAUGACCUUCAUAUAGAAAAUAAUUUUGUUUCUUUUGAAACAAAUUACGUAUUAAUUAACCAAGUGUGAAUACACGAAGCGUUUUUCAACUGGCUCGAUUCGCUUGUAAAUAAUUUAUUUGAUAUUUGGCAUAGACACAAUAAAUCAUUUUUAUCAUUGAUUUGUUUUGAUGUAGAAGCAAAAAGGCAUUUCUCGAUAUUUGUUUCAUUAAAAAGGAAUAGGAGAACGCAACCUUAACCCAACCUGCGAGAAGCCUGGGUACGAAAAUUUGAAAAAAAAAAUCGAUUUUUGUGUUUGGGUCAUGUCCCAGAAACGAAAAUGCGUCAUAGACCCUUAGAUUUCUCGUUCCUAGAGCCCAUCGUAUAUUGAGAUCACGAGCGCAUUAGGGAAAAAAAAAAAAACAGAAAAACAAUUCGGAUAAUCCACUAGCCUGCGUAGCAAGAGUUUCCGUGCGGUUUCGGAGCAAAAAACCAGGAACGAGAGUCAAUGACAGCGCGAGUAAAAGAGCCCCCUCAAGACAUUUAUUUUCUCGUGCUCCCCUGAGAAAUAGUCUUUGGUGUUACUGCAGACAACUAAUUAAAUGUAAAAAAGAAUGCGCUAUUGUUUAAAUUAUUCCGGUUCAAGGUUUUUGUCGCAUGAAAAUUGAAAUUUCUCAGUUUCCCGAUGGAUUACGUCUUAAUAUCUUAGGCGGUGACAUUUUUGGCCUGGAACGAGUGACGUAUUUGAGGCAUUGUUCUCCUUUAAUUAAUAUGCCCAGGACGCAUGUCAGAGAUCGACGUCGUGUGGGCCUAGGUCUCUUGAAAAGUGAAUCCACGGCUGUUUCAAUAUUCAUCACACUGUCUGUAAACUGAAUGUUAGUGAAUUUUUCUAGAGUUGUAUUCUAAAGGACUGUAUCUAGGUUUUAAAAAAGAAUUAUAGAUGAUUGUUGUCUUGUGUUUACCUCUUCCACAAAACGAGAAAUUAAGAAGUCUGAAGUCGUGGUCAUGCAGCGACGGCAAAGAAAUAUACAAAAAAGCGUGAUGCUCGUGCAAAACUGUUGUUUUGCUAAUCCAAACCUAUUGUUUCCUUGCCGUUCUCUUUGCUUAGAAGCUACAACAAAGCGGGGCGGAGCUAAGAAAAAUGCCUAAAAAUACGUCAUCGUUUCACUCGACCCAGGGAACUUUCUACACCGUCUUCUGACCAAAAGCUGCUCAAAUAGGCAAAUUUCGUACUCUUAACCGAGCAUGGAGACUGCUAGUUAAUUAUCCGAUUCAUGCAAUUUGUACCUUGUUUCAAAGCUGAAAGCGGGUAGAAUUCUUCAAAAUUUUAUCAGAUUUGGGUGAUAUGCAUUUUAAUUAAAAACAAGCUAAAAACAUGCUUACCUCGAUCGAUGUUAAGUUCCCCUGUUAAUUAAAGGGAUGUUGAUGCCAGCUGAUAUUCUUCAAAUAGCAGUUUAAUCGACAGAGUUGAAAAGUUGCUUUUCUUGGUAUGUUUUUAAGAAGUAGUUUGCCUACUUCGAACUCUUCUUUGCAAAAUGGUUAAAAUUCUUCGCCGUGCCACCAAAAUAUAACACAGCCUUGUCUCCAGGGCUUCACGGUUGAUGUCUCUGGCGUUUAUCCUGCACUGAGGCCAUUUGAUCGAAUAUCACUCAGUGGGGGGAGGGGGGGGAAGGGGGAAAGGGGGGAAGGGGAGAAAGGAGGUAUAGAAAUACUAGGCGUUCUUGGAUUUUUCUGCUCUCUUCCCCUGGAUAUCACCAAAAACGUCAUCUAGGUACUUGAGUCAAUCAGAGACGGAGAAAUAUUUUGAAUUGAGUUUUAAUCUUUUGUUUUUUUCGACCAGGUAACACGACUCUCACGUAUGAGCUGGAAAUGUUCGACAUUCGUCCCCCUCCCCCACAGGCAGACUUGUUCUCACAUAUCGACGCAAACGGUGACAAGAAACUGUCAAAGAAGGAGAUAUCAGCGUACAUGAAAGCCCAAGCCCAAGCUCAAGGUAUGCCAGUAUACGACAAGAGAUGGAAAAAACACCACAAGAGCGUGGUGGCUAAUAUCUUUGAGCAUGAAGAUGCUGAUGAAGACGGGUCCAUUUCUCAUGAUGAAUUUAGCGGCCCGAAGAUGAUGUAUCAUGAUGAAUUUUAGGCCAGUGUGAGAAUUGAGCUCUCGCGUUUUCGCGCGUGCAAACACGGCAGAUUGUACCGCGUGGACGGACACUAUGCUCAGCCAACAUAACCACGUGGUUAGCUACCCGCCAGAAACUCAAAGUGAAAUUUAAAGGUUUUUUUAAAAAAAAUCGAAACUGUAGUCGGGAAAGGAGGCUCUUUUCAGAUUCUGAAUGAGUUAUAUUUCCUUAAAAAUUGUCAUAAAAAGAAGGAAAUCAUUAAGUCUUACUUUGCUCGCUAACACCGGCAUUUUUAUAUCUGGCGUUAACCCGAAGUUAAAAUUAAGUUUUUUCGUAAUAUGCAAUGGGAGCAGGAAAAAUUGUGAAAGAAAAAAAUAAACAAAUUGAACUGCAAC